GAACAAUGUUUCUGCAAAGUGCUUUGGGCAAGAGCUUGUUGCUCUUCGUCUUGGUGUUGGCUGUAGGUGUGUUCGCCCAAUUCGAGUGGCAAGCCCGAGAUGCCUUCGAUGAAAUCAAAAUCAAAUAUGACAAAGUGAAUGCCGAUAAUUGUCCCAUCCAGCAUGUAAGCGAUUUGUAUUUGCCCGAGGAUACGGUGUCGCACAAGCCCGACAUUAAGGAGAUCAACAUAAAUCCCAUAUUUCCAAAUCGUACGGCGUUGCUGCAUUUACACAACAUGGCUUUGAGUCGUAGCUUCUAUUGGAGUUAUAUCUUGCAAUCCAGAUUUAUACGCCCAGCCAUAAACGACACCUAUGAUCCGGGCAUGAUGUAUUACUUCCUCUCCACGGUGGCUGAUGUAUCCGCCAAUCCCUACAUUAACGCUUCGGCCAUUUACUUUGCCCCCAAUAGUUCAUAUACCUCAUCGUAUCGUGGCUUCUUUAAUAAGACUUUCCCACGCUUUGGACCGCGUACCUUCCGUUUAGAUGAUUUCAAUGAUCCCAUACAUUUGCAAAAGAUUUCCACCUGGAAUACAUUUGAUGUUCGUGAUUUGGGUGCCCAUCCACCAGAUGCGAAAUCGCAUGAUUACACCUCGGAUUUGUAUAAGAUUAAUGAAUGGUAUAAAAAAUGGUUACCCGAUGAUGUAGAGGGCAGGCAUGAUACCAAGACAACAUAUCAGGUGGAAAUACGUUAUGCCAACAAUACCAAUGAAACGUUUACAUUCCAUGGACCGCCAGGUGCUGAUGAAGACCCCGGUCCAGUUAAAUGGACAAGGCCAUAUUUUGAUUGUGGUCGUUCCAAUAAAUGGCUGGUCUCGGCGGUGGUGCCAAUUGCCGAUAUCUAUCCUAGGCACACACAAUUUAGACACAUUGAAUAUCCCAAAUACACUGCCGUUGCUGUUCUCGAAAUGGAUUUCGAAAGAUUAGACAUAAAUCAAUGUCCCCGCGGUGAGGGUAACAAAGGACCAAAUCAUUUUGCCGACACGGCCCGAUGUAAAAAAGAAACCACAGAAUGUGAGCCGCUGCAUGGCUGGGGUUUCAGGCGUGGCGGCUAUCAAUGUCGAUGUAAACCGGGCUAUCGAUUACCGAAUGUUGUAAGGCGACCGUAUUUGGGUGAAAUAUUGGAAAGAGCCUCAGCUGAACAGUACUACAAUGAUUAUGAUUGUUUGAAAAUUGGAUGGGUACAAAAAGUUCCCAUACAAUGGGAGAGGGCACCGUAUCAUGUCCGUGAAAAAUAUCUAGAUAAACAUCCGGAAUAUCGUAACUAUACAACUGGUGCUGCUGCCCUACAUUCGGAAAAUUUAAAUAUCGAUCAGGCAUUGCGUUUCAUCCAUGGUGUUAAUUACAAGACGUGCAAGAAUUUCCAUCCCCAGGAUUUGAUUUUGCGUGGAGAUGUCAGUUAUGGUGCUAAGGAACAAUUCGAAAAUGAAGCUAAAAUGGCCGUACGCUUGGCCAAUUUCAUUAGUGCUUUCUUGCAGGUCUCCGAUCCCAAUGAAGUAUACACUGGUAAACGUGUAGCCGAUAAACCACUUACCGAAGAUCAAAUGAUCGGCGAAACAUUGGCCAUUGUUUUGGGCGACACAAAAGUCUGGUCGGCUGCCACACUUUGGGAACGCAAUAAAUUCACCAAUCGUACAUAUUUUGCACCCUAUGCCUACAAGACCGAGCUGAAUACCCGCAAAUUCAAAGUAGAAGAUUUGGCACGUCUCAACAAGUCACAUGAAAUCUACACCGAAAAGAAGAAUUUCAAGUUCUUGAAACAGCGUUGGUCUACAAACUUUGAUGACCUAGAAACAUUUUAUAUCAAGAUGAAAAUACGCCAGAACGAGACAGGUGAAUAUCUGCAAAAGUAUGAACACUACCCCACUUCGUAUCGUGCAGCCAGUUUGAAGCAUGGAUACUGGUCUCAACCACAAUUCGAUUGUGAUGGUUAUGUUAAGAAAUGGCUUGUGACCUAUUCGGCACCCUUUUUCGGUUGGGAUAGCAUCAAAGUGAAACUGGAAUUCAAAGGAGUGGUACAAGUCUCCAUGGAUAUGUUGCAAUUGGAUAUACAACAAUGUCCCGAUUGGUAUUAUGAACCGAAUGCCUUUAAAAAUACACACAAAUGUGAUGAACAGACAUCCUAUUGUGUACCGAUUAUGGGUCGUGGCUAUGACACCGGUGGCUAUAAAUGUGAAUGUAAACAAGGCUAUGAAUAUCCAUUUGAAGAUUUAAUCACCUACUAUGAUGGCCAAUUGGUUGAGGCAGAAUUCCAAAAUAUUGUUGCUGAUACCGAGUCUCGUUACGAUAUGUUCAAGUGUCGUUUAGCUGGUGCAUCGGCAAUACAGGCAGCCACAUCAUUAAUUGUGGCGUUGCUUGGUUUUACUCUCAUUAUGCUGUACAAGUAUAGAUGA
This is a messenger RNA of Musca vetustissima, 2429 nucleotides long. RefSeq lists its product as uncharacterized. The transcript is spliced from 7 exons. The record is from RefSeq and is a predicted model, not a curated record. Bases 6 to 2429 code for a protein of 807 amino acids. Lineage: Eukaryota; Metazoa; Arthropoda; Insecta; Diptera; Muscidae.